AUGAGUCUAUUAAGAAAGCAGCGAACCAUUCCAAAGAAAGAUUCUCCAAUUGUUGUGGUUGGUUGUGGAGUUUUUGGUUUAUCCACAAUUUUAGAGCUUAAAAAGAAGGGAUACACAAAUGUUUUGGGCUUGGAUGUGAGUACAAUUCCAACUCCGAGAUCAGCUGCUACUGAUUAUAAUAAGAUGUUGAGAGUGGAGUAUGCAAGUCCAUUAUAUGCAAGACUCGCAGUGGAAGCAUUGAAAUCAUGGGAAAACGACCCUCUUUAUAAACCAUUCUACAAGAAAACAGGCAGAUUGGUUCUCUCACCAUUUAAAAAGGAAAAUCAGGCAAGAAUUAUUUAUGAUAAGAUUGGUGCGGAGAAUGUGAAGAAGUUGGGGGUUAAUCAGAGGAUUAUAAAACUUAAUUCUGGCAAGGAGAUUGCCAAACUUAUAUCAGAGUUCCGGAACAAUAAGCUACCAGAUCAUUUGGUUGCCAGAUAUAACAUUGACUCGGCAUUGGGGGAGUCAGGUAAGUCGUUGGUUGCUGUUUAUCGGGAAUGCGUUAGGCUAGGUGCUAAGUUCGUGUUUGGCAAGGGCGGGCAUGUAGUUAGGGUGGAAGAAGGUAGGGUAUAUGCAGAAAAUGGAGAGAUUUAUCGUGCCGAUAAGAUUAUUGUCUCCUCUGGAGCAAACACCUCAGCUUUGGUGGAUAUGGAUCAUAUUGUGACUGCAAUUGGUCACCUCGUGUCUCAUGUUCAACUCACAGAAGAGGAAUAUGAAAAGUACAAGAACAUGCCUAUCUUUUUCAGCGGGGAACUUGGCUACUUCUUCCCACCUGAUCCAAAAGAUCACGUGAUUAAAAUUGGACAUACUUUUGCAGACGCCAGAAAUUAUGUUAGAAAUCCAUUCAACGAGCAUCAAACCACGUCAAUUCCUUCAUAUGUGCAUGAUGCACCAAAGGAUGUAGAGGAUAUAACUAGGCAAUUGAUGAACUUGGUUAUUCCUGAAUUGGCAAACAACCCUAUUGUCAAUUGUACCAUCGCGUGGACAAGUCUUACCUACGAUGAGAACUUUGUUUUAGACUACUUGCCGAAAUCUGACACAAUUAUCGCAUGUACGGGUGAUUCAGCACAUGGAUACAAGUUUCUUCCAAACAUUGGAAAGUACAUCGUACAGAGAUUGGAAGAUACACUAGAUGACGAACAUGCUCUUACUUGGAGAUACAGAGAGCCACUCUGGAAUAAAAAAGCGGUCUCAGGUAGAACAAGCAGACCUAGUUAUGAGGUUAAACAGAUCAAAAACUGGAUUAAAAAGACCUCACAUAAACGUGCAGCAAAAUUGUGA
Brettanomyces bruxellensis is the source of this 1320-nucleotide messenger RNA. RefSeq lists its product as uncharacterized. Bases 1 to 1320 code for a protein of 439 amino acids. NCBI's taxonomy places the organism in Eukaryota, Fungi, Ascomycota, Pichiomycetes, Pichiales, Pichiaceae. The record is from RefSeq and is a predicted model, not a curated record. The transcript has a single exon. Gene Ontology annotation, molecular function: flavin adenine dinucleotide binding; saccharopine oxidase activity; sarcosine oxidase activity.